Molecule: messenger RNA, 288 nt
Organism: Geodia barretti
Lineage: Eukaryota; Metazoa; Porifera; Demospongiae; Tetractinellida; Geodiidae
Source: the annotation of a GenBank genome assembly
AUGAAGUGUAUUUUGCGAGUCCGUUCCCUUGUUUUCUUGGCGCUGCUCUAUCUCAUCCUCGUACUGCUGCUAUACUACUACCUCUGGCAAGACCGGGCCCUGAGUAAACUCUUGGAAACUCCCGCGGGCUUCGAGGGAACUUUUACCAACGACCUAGACUAUGAUUAUCCUGUUGAGGACCCAGACGUGGCGGAGGACGACCCUGGGGGAGUAGAAUUCAAUUUCAGGAGGAACCCCGCCCCCCAGGGGGUCAAGAUAUUCAAUGGUCCCCAAAAAAGACCCCUCUAA